AUGAAAUCUUAGAAUGUUACUGUUAAUAAUAGCUCCUUUAGUGGUAAUAAAGCGCCAAAUGGAGGAGCUAUAAAUUUUAAUGCUAUUCAAUAGACAAUAAAUUUUAAAUCCUGCUAAUUUGAAUAAAAUACUGCCUUAAGUAGUGGUGGAGCUUUGUACUUUGAAAACAUACCUUCAUGCAAAGUAAUCUUUGACUCUGAUACAGAAAUCAGAAAUAACAGAGCUUUAAUUGGGGGUGGUUUAAGGAUUGUUUAGACUGACGAAAAUCAGAUUCAGUUACCUUAUGGCUUUCCUUUCGUACAUAAUGUGCAUUAAAAUUUAGCUGAUAUAUAUGGAAACGAUAGCGCAUCAUAUCUAUAAAAUAUUAUAAUUACAAAUAAUAAUAAAGAAAAUAGCUAUUUUUUCACAUUUUAUGAAAAUUAAACAAAUAUUCUACCCUAGGAGCUUGAGUAAAGCUUUUCAAGAUUUGCUGAAAUUAAAGAAUUUCGAAGUGGUGAAUUCAUAUAUUUUAAGGUUUAUAUAGUUGAUAGCUAGAAUAGGUAUUUGAGUUUCUCAAAAGAGAGGCUGGUAAAUAGUAAGUAUCCUAUCGAAAUAGAAUCAGAACUAAAAACUUUUGAGUUUAGUGACUUGCAAAUAAUUGGAUCUGGUAAUGAGUUAUUAUUUUCUGUUAAUUCAACGAUUUAUACAAGUUCUAUUGUUAAAUAACCAAUACUCUUAUCAAUUGGUUUUAGAAAUUGCAUAACAGGAAGAAAUGAUAUAAAUAGAUGUAUAAAUUGUCCUGAAUCUGCUAUCAAGUGUGUAGGAGAUAAAAUAUCUUUAAAAAAUGGAUUCUGGAGAAAAAGCAACUAAACUGAUGAAAUAAUAGAGUGUGAUCCUAUUGUAAACUCAUGUUAAGCACAAAAUCCUCUUAAUAUUAAUUAUUGCUCAACUGGCUACUUAGGACCUACUUGUGGGUAAUGUGAUAUUUUAGGUGAAAUUUGGAAAGGCUCACGUUACUCAGAAUCUAGUUCCAAAGGGGUGUGCGAAAUAUGUGGUCCUAAGCUCAAUUAAUGGAUUUACUUGGUUUUAAAAAUAAUAUUGUUUGAAGCAUACUUCUUGAAUGUUUUAAAUAUUUUUGUUAAAAAAUUUAAUUUAAUUUUUGGUACCUAUAAUAGCACUCGUUUUUAUUCCUUUGACUCUUAUGUUUUAUGA
Molecule: messenger RNA, 1191 nt
Organism: Tetrahymena thermophila SB210
Lineage: Eukaryota; Ciliophora; Oligohymenophorea; Hymenostomatida; Tetrahymenidae
Product: transmembrane protein, putative
Exons: 4
Source: RefSeq, a predicted model, not a curated record